Magnolia sinica is the source of this 768-nucleotide messenger RNA. Its product is annotated as heavy metal-associated isoprenylated plant protein 47-like. The transcript is spliced from 4 exons. The record is from RefSeq and is a predicted model, not a curated record. Lineage: Eukaryota; Viridiplantae; Streptophyta; Magnoliopsida; Magnoliales; Magnoliaceae. The coding region runs from base 127 to 558 and encodes 143 amino acids. Gene Ontology annotation, molecular function: metal ion binding.
UGGACCGACAGCCACACUCAACGAUCUUCAUUGUCCUUAAUUGUAUCUUGGCUGAAAAUCAUUGCGUGGGAUAAGCAAUCACACACAACCAACGUUUCAGCUGUGGUUGAUUACUAAAGAACGACAAUGAAGUAUUGUUUCGGGUGGAUGGAUUCUCCGGGGGUUCAGCUGGUGGGGAGGAAGCAAAAAAUUGUGAUAAAAGUCCCGACGAUGAAUAAUCCCAAGUGCCGGUCCAAGGCCAUGAAGGCUGUAGUCAGCCUACCAGGUGUUAUAUCUGCUACGUUGGAGGGCAAUGAUAUGGACCAACUUGCAGUGGUUGGCGAUGGAGUCGACUCAGUCACAUUGACAACCCUGCUUAGAAAGAAGAUGGGAAUCACAGAGCUGAUUAGCCUCACAGUGGUUGAUGAGAAGAAGGAAGAGGAAAAGAAAGAGGAAGAGAAAAAGCCGUCGAUCGAAACUGUGGCAUGGCCCACUUCUUCGGCCUACCAAUACAGCGUACCACAGCCAAUGCACUAUGUGUACCAAGACCCCUACCGAGAUAACUGUUGCAUCAUGUGAAGCACUUCAAAUGAUAUCGACGGUUGAAGUUGUGUGGGACGAGUCCUGAGCCUGAGUGUGGUACCUAACCAUGCUUUUUCUGUAAGCUAUUAGGAAUGGGAAAAUGGGAAUUUUGUCGGAUGUAAUAGCAUCAUUUGAGAAAGUGUCAUGCAAGCUACGGUGGUUAUUCGAAAAAGAAAAUAAGGUUAUAGAAAUAAUAGAUUUUUAUAA